AUGCCGACGGUUCGGUCCUCUCGCCGCGUAGCGCCGCUCAAGGAGUCCGACAUCGAUCACGAGAUUAACCUCAUUGAUCACUCGACUUCAACCCACGGCACCCCAGCCCGGGCCCCAACACCGACUCAGCAGGAGGAUGGCGACACGGCUGUCGACCAGUCCGCUCUGACCUCCGAUAGCGAGCGCCCUCUGCGAACCAAUGCCGCGCCGAUAUCAGCGAGUGAGGAAGGUUCCGAGCACGGAGGAGAACAGAAUGGACAUGCUUCCCGCGAGGAAGCAGGAGGGAACGGCGCGCUCGAGAUACCACCUACGCCUACUGUCCAACCCCCCACGCCUGCUGCCGAGGAACCCAGACCUAAAGUGUCGUCGGAAGCCCAGCCUGUGAACGGGAACCCCGUCUCAAGAGUUCCUUCCUCAAAAUCAGCCAAGAGGCAAUCUCGUCGUCCCAAGUCUCCCAGAAAGGAGAUCGAUAUUCUCUAUGAGAAUGAGAGAGGCGGCUUUCUGUGUGGCAUUCCGCUCUUCUCUGGCGCGGCACUGGGCAAUCUCGACCCGUCCCCGUGGACCAACGCGGCGCACAAGACGUCGCCCACGGACAUCAAGACGGCGCAGGUGCCGGACCCCAGCUGGGAGUGGGCAUGGCCAAGCUGGCACGUCAAUAAAGACGACAAGAUUCAGACCGAUAAAGACGGUUGGGAGUACAGCUUCAUGUUCAGCAAGAAGUUUAGCUGGCACGGCCCAAGGUGGUAUAAUAGCUUUGUUCGGCGGAGGGCGUGGACCCGACAGCGUAUCAAGAAGGAGACUGACUUUCCGUCCAACGACCCGCACCUCUUGAACACCGAGUAUUUUACAGUGGGCGCAGCGUCUCCAACAAAGAGCGGAUCCAUCCGGGGCGGCAGUAGUUUCGGUGGUGGGGCGAGUAACAGGACGAGCGUGGUGAUUUCCGAGGACGAAGCACUCGAGGCCAAGAUCGAGAUUCAAAAUAUCGAUACAUUGAUGGAGCUCUUGAGGAAACUCAGGAUCGACCGGGAGAAGCUGGAUGCCAUACAAAAUUACAUUGAGCACAGCGCCGACGGCCUCGAGCAGUUACAGGAUUACAUGCACGAGAUCAUGUCCAUAUUCGUGUUCCAGGCAAGCCGGAAACUCCUGUUGACGAGAUUGAUGGAGCUUUAUGAUGGCUAUACAUAUCAGAAACAGCAGUCGUCGCCCUCGGAGGUAGCCAAAUCGAAACCGGAGCCACCCACGAUACAACUGCAGUCCCAACAAGUCGUGGACGGGCCAUCUCAUCCGCAAGCCCACCCGAGCAUCCCCAAAGAGCCAGAGACAGACGAGGAGAGGGCUGAGCUGAAGGAGAAGACCAAGCACCUAGCCGAUGCAAUCAAGCAUGCGGACGAAGAAGUUCGUCGUCUCGAGUAUUGGAGUGAUGUCAAAGACAUGGCUGGCGGAGGAGUCUCGGGCGGCGCUGUUGCUGAUGAAAAGGGCUGGGUAGACGGAUGGGAUGGCAUCGAUCGAAGUGGUGGCAUAGGUGCCAACAAAGAGGAACUCCCAUGA
Pestalotiopsis fici W106-1 is the source of this 1548-nucleotide messenger RNA. RefSeq lists its product as uncharacterized. The record is from RefSeq and is a predicted model, not a curated record. NCBI's taxonomy places the organism in Eukaryota, Fungi, Ascomycota, Sordariomycetes, Amphisphaeriales, Sporocadaceae. The transcript has a single exon. The coding region runs from base 1 to 1548 and encodes 515 amino acids.